Messenger RNA from Lolium perenne, 690 nucleotides. NCBI's taxonomy places the organism in Eukaryota, Viridiplantae, Streptophyta, Magnoliopsida, Poales, Poaceae. The record is from RefSeq and is a predicted model, not a curated record.
AUGGGACGGCUCACAUGCAGCCUCUGCUUCCUUCCCCUACCGCCGCCGCUCCCAUCCUUUUUCUUUUCCUCCGCUCUCAACGUCGACGCCCAGCUAGUUCCAGCCGUCGGCCUCGCCCUCCAGUCCAAGGUCGCCGUCCGGCUCCCUGCUACGCGUCUGUGUCUCGAAGCCCUGCGACCAAGUUUUUCCCGUGCUCCGGCGCCCCUCCAUCCGUCGGCAUCACGUGCACCAGCAGGCACACGCGUGUGCUCCUUCCGUUCCUGGACGGCCGUCGCACUCCAGUGUUGUUCCAGCCACAAGUUCGCCUCCUCCGUCGUCUACCCCCCCGGCCAACCUUCGUCCCCGUCGCCACCUCCACCUCGUCGAGCACCCCAGGCAUUUGCUUCUUCCCGGAUAGGAUCGCGAAGUGGUGUGGUGAGAUACGACAAGUUCUCCGGAUGUUCCUCGGCAAGCUUUAACAGGUAUGAAGAUAUGUUCGAUGAAGAUGACGCUAGCAAGGUUACCCUUCCGGCUUGGCCUGGGCAGGGUUAUGGACGCCACUGGUUAUCUUCAGGACUCUUAGUCCAAUUUGUAUCUUGUCCGUACUCGGACGUAUUCACUCUUUUGUAUGAUUUGGAUCUUUGUAUUGUAUAUUUGUAUUUUGACUCGUUGGAGUCGUUGUUGUAAUAUAUAUGUUUCUUGUGGGCUCUA